CACACGUCGAGACGCCCAACAUGGCGGAGGCGGGAAAGGAGCAGGUGCUUCUGGGGGUCACGGGAGGAGCUGCUGCCCAGUGGCCGCUACAGAGGUAUGGGCGCUUCAUGCCCUUGGGCACCGGAGAGCCGCCUAGGCCAGAUCAGGGAGCGGGGACAGCCUCUUCCCCGACUUGGAAGGUUUUUGACUCCAGUGAAGAAUCUGGGUAUCUUGUUCUCACUAUAGUUAUAUCAGGCCAUUUCUUCAUUUCACAAGGACAAACACUACUGGAAGGGUUUUCACUGGUUGGUAGCAAGGACUGGUUGAAGAUUGUAAGACGCGUGGACUGUCUGUUGUUUGGAACAACGAUAAAGAACAAGAGCCGCAUGUUCCGGGUCCAGUUUGGUGGCGGGUCAAAGGAGCAGGCACUGGAACAUUGCUGCAGCUGUGUGCAGACCCUGGCCCAGUAUAUAACCGUGCAGGUGCCUGACGGGAUCAGCCAGGAGCUCCAGCUGAAUCAAGGCCCACUGAAGGCAGGUGAAGGCCCAGGGAAGGGCUGUGUGCAGAGCAGCCCCCUGAAGCUUGAAACACACCAAACCUCAGAGCAGGAGUCUGUACCAGCCAGAACAAGCACUGCAGGAGCAAGGACCUCAGUAACCUGGUUAGCGCAGGUCCCCAACUCUGGGAAAUUCUAAUCUUGGAUUGAUUCCAAAUUUGCAGCUCCAUCUCUUGAAAUCAACAACUGCUGAUGGAACCAGAUUAUUCAUGUUACAGUCCAUCUUGAAAUUGACUUUAACACAACCUGAAGCUCUCAUACUAGCCGUUUUCUCGCAUAUCAACUUAAAGCAUAAGGAAUGUGCAAUUAUUUUUUGGCAUAGUAUUCCAUUUUAUUUUGCCAAUAAGAACAAAACUGUACAGCUUGUCCUGGGAAUCAAAAUGGCCACCAGUCAGUUCCCUGCAGUCUACACUGCAGUGUUCAUUUCCACUCACUGUCUUCCCUCCAAUCUUAGCUACUCGUCAAUAAACUGCAAAUACAAAUAACACAAGACUGAAUCAAUGUGCAAUAACAUACUUACAUUGGCCCAGCUGGUUCGUCAUCUACACAGGUGUUCAGUUUUUUAGUAAUCCAUUGAGAGACAGAGAAGAAAGGAGAAAAUCGUGAGAUUCUGCAUAAGGAUUGACAAAACAGCAAACGGCAAGUGGCAAACAUGGCUAUUCAUAGCACUGAUUCAAGGCCAUUCCAUCUGGAGGUGCAAAACACUCAUGGAGUUAUUAUUUCUAGGUUCAAGUUUUUAAUGGCAGGUAUGUUGUUUCAAUGGUUUUAGUUAACACUUUGAAUGCUUGUCAUGAAAAACUGCAACUGUAGCGGACAGAGAGGCUGCAAUAUUAUAUUCAUCUUGUCCCCAAGUUCCAGUGGUUCACUCUUAAAUAGAUGAGAAGACAAACCAACAUUUCAGUUGUAAAAUCCUGCUGUUUGUUUUCUUGUGGUGAAUGCAUGCACAGUUCUGGUUCAAUCCUACAGUGCAGAGGAAUGUGUAUUCUAUACAUUUAACCACACAUCCUCACUUCCCCCAAAAAUACUGCUUUUUUUCUCGCCAUUUUGUAAUCUUUGGGAGACUCUUUAGUUUGGAGAAUGUGACUGAGAAAGAGGAAGCCUCGACUGUUCAACCUACACUAUGCCAGCCGUGCGCGGCUGUACUCUGCAUACCAGAGUCUGUUCUGCGACACACCAGGGAAAGCUGAGUGGUGACAGCCCUCUAGAAAAGAACGUUAGAUAACUAUACAGGCUCAUUCCAAUGUCCUGGCCAAAACCAGAACCCAAACCUAGAUGAGCCAUGAGAUUGAUUGUUUUAAUUGAAAUGCUUCUAUCUGAGUUUUAGAAGCCUUCUUAAAAUUGGUAUUUUAUGACUCUAAUUUGUAAGUUUUUCUUUCCUGUUUCAACUAAGGGCAAGUUGGGGUCCCCUUUAAGCAGGGAUAGACUUAGAUUUUUUUUUUUUUAAAGACCCACAAAGGGAAAAGAACAAGUAAGUGCUCUUAAAUCCUUCUCGUUUUAUAAGUCAGGUGGAAGAAAUGAUUCAAGAGUUUGAUUUCACUGAAGGCUUCUAGAAAAACUCUCAGCAGGAUUCCACAAGGGGGCUUAGUGCACAUGAAGCAGUUAUGAGAUUACAGUCUCAGUGUAGGCAUCUGCAGGAGCACACGUCAGGAGUAAUGUCUGUCAGAAGGAGACAUUGCUCCACCUGUUCCUUCGAGGCAACGGAGAGGCAAAGCCACCGCCAGCACACACAGUGACUGGAGCAAAAAAAUAUUUCAAAAAAAAAAAAAAAAAAAAAGAAAGAAAGAAAGAAAAGAAAAGAAAAAAGAACCAACCACAAACCAACAGUUUAUCAGCCCGGCUAGCAACACACCAGUGUCCACAGGAGUCUAUGACUAACAUCAGUUCACUAUCAAACAGGUACAGAGAACAAACUAAGACUUAAGGACACCCAAGACAUCUGUGUGUAUAGACAUUUCAGUUACUAAGACACACAAACCCAACCUAAUCCUUCCUCAGCACAACCCCUAAUGCUCUCAGCAUCCCAGCCAAGCCAGCUCAGCUACAUGCUAGGAACUAAUAAGCACUUCGGGGACUUAAAGGAAAAGAGACAGUAGCAAACUUAGAAUAUUUUUAGUGCUCUGGCUGUGCACCUGAAAACACAAAAUUCUAAAGCAAGACAGCUGAUUCAAGAAUACCAACAAACUACUCCCACCAUUAAAGGAAGGGCAGGGCAGGGGUGAAUCGCGAUGGCCAGGCUAAUCUUUUCAAAGCAUGAUGCUGGCAGCACCAACCCAAGCGCUUCACGCCACAAGUUUUUCUUUCCUUUGGUGGUGUGGGCAUAUUCCCUGGUGUCUGACCAGCAACAUCAUUUUUCAGCCCAACAAGCUAACAAACGUGCAAAAGGCCGCAUUGUAGGGGUUUUAGCGAAAGUGGUUCUGGUGUAGCUGUCAUGCCAGCAAGUGGGAGCAGCUGCUAUUCACAGUAGUGCCUACAGCUUAAGAUCUCCCCCUUCAUGUCUUCCUCCAAAUCCACUUUCACAUUUACAAGGAACAAAGAAAAGAGCCUCCUAUCUUCACUUUCCUAGACUGAAUCACUACCUGCAGCACCACUCUCCCUUCACAGGUCAGACAAAGCAACAAUUUGACCCCUAAAAGGGAAAUCAGGAGAGAGGGAAAAAAACAGAACUACAGAAAAAGGUACAAAAAUCAAAGUAAAUGAGGGUUAAACAGCAAACUGAAAUCCAAAUUAGUUGUGAAAGUGAAUGAAGUAAACUUGAAGUGUUAACAUCAUGAACUGUGCAUUGUAUAGACUGAAGCGGAGAUUAAACAAACUCCAAAAGCAUGCAUAUCGCUCACUUACCACCAUGUUUUAAGGGUUUGAUGCAAUUGAGGGGGGAAAAAAAAGAAGUCAUAGUAACCGACAAAUAUCAACAAACCCCGAACCCUCAGGCCAAAAGACGGCCUUAAGCAACGACUGUUCUCUCCACCUGGAAUUAUUCGCAGCCAGAGUCUAGAUGAGAGGAAGAGGACUGGGAAGAAUGGAAACAAGAUGUGUCUGAAAUCUACUGAUGCGAGUGAAGUUCUGGGAGCUGCUGCGCUCUGAUUUAUCUGAAUAUUCUGUCUCCCUAACCAAAUGCAUUACAGCCUUUGCUCCCCUGUGUCUGCCUCGUCACUGGAAGGCGCUUUAGAUGCCCGGUAAUUAACAGAUUACCUGAUACAGUAUCACCUCCCAAAAGAUGGCUUUCAAGUCAAAAUGACCAAGAGCUUUGACCAAGAGCUGACUGACUGGUCAAAACUCCGUUUCCAUUGUCUUCAUCUCACUGAGAAAGGGUUUAUUCCACUUAAAGUUUGCCUGAUCUCAGCAGAGUACCAUUAAACCCGAAAGAGAUUACAGUUACUUCCAGUUUCCUUCCUUGUCUGGACCUAUUGUCUUUUCUCCAUAAGGUGACUUGUGGACCCAGGUGACCUUUAGUUAAGAAGACAACGAAUUAUUUUGCGUGUCAUCUUAAAAAGUCACAUUUCUACCCAACAUGCCUGGCCUGUUAUAAAGCUUCAUAUGCUACCAAAUGUUUCACCAGCUAAUAGGUAGUGGGACAUUACAGUUAACUCUUAUAUCCAAACUAGACAUUUUAGAACUAUGAGUCACUAAAACUGAUCCCCACGAAAAGUCAAAAAUCUCCCUUAUUAAGAGUUGCUUUGACUUGCAUAUAAAAAUUAUGCCCCAGAAGUGAAAAUGGUAAAUGAUGCCAGCAUUUCUUAAGUCCAUUCCUAUUGUUUUAACCUGAGGUUACUAAAAUAUCCAGUGGAACUGAAGGUCCCAGCAACUGAACAGGUCUGCUGGCCAUCUCCAGGAAUUGCAGAGGGGUGCCGUGCCAUGAAAGCAUAUGUGGGGAACUAACAGUUAUAUUCCAAGUCCAGAGGCAAGAGGGACGCUAGCUGGACCUAGUUUUUAGUGAAUUAUUAAACUUUUUCAGAGACUGUAGAUAAGAGGUGAAUAAAGUGAAAAACUGAAGCUCUUACUUGGCUCCAUGACUUGCCUGUUCUGCAAACACCAAAGGUGAAAGGCAGUUAAUCUACCUGCAAGUCAACCUAUUGGUUCAGAGACCAGAAGAGAAGCCUAGUGGGAGGUAGACAUGAGUUUCACCUAUGAAAUGUCCUGAAUAUAUUCUCAGAGACAAAAAGACAUAGGCUUUUUUUUUUUUUCCUGGAAAUAGCUAAACCAUAACCCUAAAUAUUUUCUAUGUGAGAAAUCUAAAGUAAUGUUUUUCUAGUAAAACAUAUGCAGGCUGAAUUCUAUAAAUUCAAAUUUGUGUGUCUUUACACUUCGGCAGU
Messenger RNA from Talpa occidentalis (Iberian mole), 4845 nucleotides. It is a transcript of the gene REC114, whose product is annotated as REC114 meiotic recombination protein. The transcript is spliced from 6 exons. The record is from RefSeq and is a predicted model, not a curated record. The coding region runs from base 21 to 674 and encodes 217 amino acids. NCBI's taxonomy places the organism in Eukaryota, Metazoa, Chordata, Mammalia, Eulipotyphla, Talpidae.